GGCUCAGCCCGAGGGCCGGCGCCGGGCGGGUGGCUGGUUGACGUCACAUCCGCUUGACGGGUGAGCGUCUCGCCGGCGGGUGGUCACGCUCCCCGCAGCGCCGCGUCGGCGGGGCCGCAGAUGCUAACUGACAAUGAGUAAAGACAAACAAAUCAGUGAAGAUGAUGAUGAUAGCGAGCAGUUCGAAGACUUUACAGAGAAUUUUAACCAACUUGAACUGCUGGAAACACACAGGCAUUUGAUUCCUGUAGGAACUCAGAGCUGUUGGUCAGGACAGUCUGAUGAUGAUGAUGACGAACAAGAAAGAAGUGAGGAAUGGUAUGAAAUGCAAGAAAAAAAAAUGGAAAAAAAUCCAGAGAAAUUGCUACUCUGGGCAGCUGAGAACAAUCGGCUGAGUACCGUGAAGAGGCUCCUUUCUGAAAAGCUGGCUCCAGUUAAUGCUCAUGAUGAAGAUCAGUACACUCCUCUCCAUCGAGCUGCCUACAGCGGGCACUUGGACAUUGCACAUGAAUUGGUUGCCCAGGGGGCAGACGUUCAUGCGCAGACAGUGGACGGCUGGACGCCUCUGCACAGCGCCUGCAAGUGGAACAAUACAAAAGUGGCCGCGUUCUUACUUCAGCAGGGCGCAGACAUCAAUGCGCAGACAAAUGGUUUGCUGACACCAUUGCAUAUUGCUGCAGGAAACAAAAACAGUAGAGAAACACUUGAACUCUUGCUGAUGAAUCGCUACGUGAAACCAGACCUGAAAAACAACUUGGAUGAAACUGCCCUUGACAUUGCUAGGAGGACUGAUAUAUAUCACUACCUUUUUGAAAUAGUAGAAGACUGCAUAAAUGCUGUGUCCCCUUAAAAGUUGUGGUUAAGCUUGUGAAUGUGAGGUUUGCUGUCUCCCAUUUGUGUUCUGCAUGCUUGUCAGUGGUGGUCUGUCCCUUUGCAACAGGGCUUUUCAUUUAAGAUACUUCUAGUAUUCUCAGGCAAAAUGUCACUUCUUGUAACUCAGCUCAGUGGUGUCGCUUAUACUUCCGAAGCGUUACUACUGUUACUCAGUCUCAGUAAUUUCAGCGAGUCUCCAUUUAAUUAGUGCAAAUUUGGUGGGGCUUUUUAAAUUGGUCUGUACUGUCAAAGCAGGAGGGAAAACUGGAAUACUUACUUGAUGUGGAAGAAUUCUGGCUUGGUCAUGCAGAGUUUAUUACAGCUCACUUGAAAAUUGUUUUUUGAGAAAUUUAACUUUUUUACAAGUGCAUGAAAGCUCAGAAUUAAUGUAACUUAUUUGGGUGAUACACAAAAUGCUUAGUGAUCCUCCUGUAAGGCUUACUAUAAAAUAAAAUAUUUAACCCAAA
Molecule: messenger RNA, 1340 nt
Organism: Tyto alba (common barn owl)
Lineage: Eukaryota; Metazoa; Chordata; Aves; Strigiformes; Tytonidae
Gene: ANKRD49
Product: ankyrin repeat domain 49
Exons: 3
Coding region: 134-850 (238 amino acids)
Molecular function (GO): protein binding
Source: RefSeq, a predicted model, not a curated record